CGCUCUGUAGCUAUAUGUGUGCACUGUUUGAUGUAGUCACAGAUUACUGAUGGUUACCUUCUCAGAGCCUGGAUUACUGUUCAUUGGUUCAGGAAUACACUCCUGUCUGAGAGGGCAAAAAACACCAAACAAACAUUAGAUUUUUUUUUACGCUAAUGCUGAUAUCAAGAUGGGGAACAGGCAGUCUGUUAAUAUAACGCAUCAAACGGCAGGUCAUGAUGGCAUACAGGUCAAAAAAGACGAAGCGAAUGGCCACACGAUGUCUGGGUUGGAUUUGACUGAUGCUGUAACCAGCAACACAUCAGUUAAGCAGAACACUGAACCUCCUCCUCCUGUGACAGUCACACUUAACGUCAAGCCAACGCCAGCGUCAGUAGAAGCUAACGGCACCAAAGCAAAAGCCCCGACCAUGUCUGUGAAAGCAGCUGGUAACCAAGUCAUUGCUACCACUGUAUCAACUGACCAAAAAACUCCAGCAGAGUCCAGUACGCCAGCCAAAGAUGCACCUAAACAAUUGGACACUCCAAGCAUGUUUAAGAUGUUCAAGAAGAAGUCUGAGGCGAACAUGGCAGCUGAAGCACAGAUCGUCCCUGCAGUACAGACCGAGAGCCAGAAGUCUCAACCAGCGCCUGUGUCAGUAAAAGUUAGCGGCACCCAAGCAAAAGCAGAUGCGUCUGUAGAAUUCAGUGGUACGAAUGAAUCAACUGAGUCCAGUACACCAGCCAAAGACGCACCUAAACAAGUGGACACUCGAAGCAUGUUUAAGAUGUUCAAGAAGAAGACUGAGGCGAACAUGGCAGCUGAAGCACAGAUCGUCCCUGCAGUACAGACCGAGAGCCAGAAGUCUCAACCAGCGCCUGUGUCAGUAAAAGUUAACGGCACCCAAGCAAAAGCAGAUGCAUCUGUAGAAUUCAGUGGAACGAAUGAAUCAACUGAGUCCAGUACGCCAGCCAAAGACGCACCUAAACAAUUGGACACUCCAAGCAUGUUUAAAAUGUUCAAGAGGAAGACUGAGGCGAACAUGGCAGCUGAAGCACAGAUCGUCCCUGCAGUACAGACCGAGAGCCAGAAGUCUCAACCAGCGCCUGUGUCAGUAAAAGUUAGCGGCACCCAAGCAAAAGCAGAUGCGUCUGUAGAAUUCAGUGGAACGAAUGAAUCAACUGAGUCCAGUACACCAGCCAAAGACGCACCUAAACAAGUGGACACUCCAAGCAUGUUUAAGAUGUUCAAGAGGAAGACUGAGGCGAACAUGGCAGCUGAAGCACAGAUCGUCCCUGCAGUACAGACCGAGAGCCAGAAGUCUCAGCCAACGCCUGUGUCAGUAAAAGUUAACGGCACCCAAGCAAAAGCAGAUGCGUCUGUAGAAUUCAGUGGUACGAAUGAAUCAACUGAGUCCAGUACACCAGCCAAAGACGCACCUAAACAAGUGGACACUCCAAGCAUGUUUAAGAUGUUCAAGAAGAAGACUGAGGCGAACAUGGCAGCUGAAGCACAGAUCGUCCCUGCAGUACAGACCGAGAGCCAGAAGUCUGAGCCUACAGACAUAAAGACAAGCACACAGGCUGAGAAAGUACCACAGGGUGAAGCUCCUAAAACUAGCACCACUGAGGUCACGCAAGACACCAACCAACCUGAGCAGAGCAGCACCGAGGAAAAGUCAGUUAUGAACUUUUUCAAAAAAACUUUUGUGACUUCACCCAAAACGACAAAAGAAGCGACGGCUAGUCCCGAUGUCUCAAAAGACCAGUCAAAGAAAGAAACUCCACCAGCUCCUGCUGCAAAUGUACAGGAAGCAGCAAAGGUUCCCCCUCCUCCACCGCCAGCACCACCCAAGAUGGAGAGUAAAGCAGAGCCAGCUGUAAAGAAAGACGAAGCCCCACUUGUAGAAGUAGCAGCCACUGUGUCCAAAGAACAAGACACCCCAAGCAAGACCAAAACUAAAGAUAGCCCAUUCGGCAAACUCUUCCGUACAAAGGCAUUGCUAGGCAAGAUGGUGUCAAAAGGAGCCAGAGUGCCUGCCAAGACAUCAUCAGCGGUAGACGCAUCCAAGACCAGCACACUUGAGGCCGGCGCCAAAGCAGAACCUCCUCCAGCAACCAAACCAGAAGAAAAGAAAGCGGAGAAGAAACCCUCACCCUUUGCCAACUUGCUUAAACCAAAGGUACUGCUAGGCCAAGUGAGCGCUAAGAUCCAUGCAGCUGCGUCGAGCGCCGCAGCCGGCAUCUCCCUCGGUGCUGGAGGAGCGGCUACAGAGCCCAAGAAGGAAACUCCUGCAGCCACAACUGCACCUGCAGUGGCUGCGCCAAGCACCAAGGCCAAAGAAGAACCCAAACCAGCUGCUCCUGCUGCUCUUGCUGCGGCCUCUCAAGACAACAAGUCGGUGGGGAGUACAGAUAAUUCUUCACCCAGCACUUCCCGCAAACUAGAGAAGAGGAACUCCAUCCAGCUGUUCUUUAAAAACUUGGGUCAAAAACGCCACUCUGACGCCGAAGUGCAAACGGAGACCGUGGCACCGGAGAAGGCCAAAUAAAAACCUUGCUUUGGGUUCAUUGUCUGCACAGAAAACACGCAUUGCUUGUACAUAGGUAUCCUUAUCUGAAUGUCCUGACCAGACACCAGGGAUUAAUUCCUAUUUAAUCUCCACUACAGAGGUGAACUGAGAACUAAAGUAUCAUAAACCUGGCCAUUCCAAUGAUUCAUUGCCCAAGAUGUCUUGGGUUGAGAUUAAACAUUACAAAACAUCACAAAAGAAAUUGUUUUAAAGGUUUGUGAGAUGUAUGUUGAAAUGCUAUAGAAAGGUUUAAGGCUUUGUAUGUUAUGCAAGAUUUUUAAAGAUUGAGGAGAGCUAAGAAAGGGAUUAUGCAACAUUACAAUGACAUGCUGUUCCUCUUAACAGGAACAUUACAGGAACGUCAACCCUGUCUACACUGCCACUCUUAACUCCUCUAUAUCACAUGCAGGAUGUAUUACGAACACGGUCCUGUUUCCAGCUUCUGUAUUUUUUGGUUUGUUUCAUUUUAUUGGAAGAUCUGAUUUUUUUGCACAAUGAUUCUGUGCACAAUAAUCAUUCAUACGGCUGUAAAAACAAUCUGCAAAGACUUAUUCCUUUAAAGCAUCUCAUCGAAAUCCUCCAGUGUCACUCACUCGUUGUUUGGUUAAAAAUACUUAAAAUGUUAACGCUUAAUAAAUUUAGUCCCUUUGCCCAUUAUAGCUAGUAUUUCAUGCUAACGCAUAUUUUACUUACGGGUUAUCAUGUGACACUAUCUCAUGCAGGCUUUAUUAUUGAAUAGUUUAGUUAUUAGCUUUUCAAAAUGGACAUGCCUUUGUUUUUUCUUCUGUUCUGUUACUACUGAAAACAUAUACGAUCUGUAACCAAGCCUUGACUAACUAUAUGGAAUAUACUGAAAUAAGCACUCUGUUUAUAUUGGGGGAAAAAAUCCAUCUGGUUUCUCUUACUCUCUCAUACUGAAUUCUCACUAGCUUUAGAUGGAUCCAGUUUAAUUGCUUUCUGCGAAAUGGAAUCGGGUAUGAGGAUUUCCGGCUGCAAGAGAACCUGUCCCGAUUUCACGUGUUCGAAAUUUAAAAAAAAAAUGUAUUCUGAAUUUCAGAGACACAUGCUUUUUUUUUGUUUGUUUGUUUGUUUUGUUUUUUAUUUUGCUUGUAAUCAAGUAACAUUUAAAAAAUGUAAUCUUUUGUUUCCGUCAUUGUAAUUAUGCAAUCUUUGUUAAUAAAAAUGUAAGGGUACAA
This is a messenger RNA of Tachysurus fulvidraco (yellow catfish), 3747 nucleotides long. RefSeq names its product brain enriched myelin associated protein 1 (gene bcas1). The transcript is spliced from 17 exons. The record is from RefSeq and is a predicted model, not a curated record. NCBI's taxonomy places the organism in Eukaryota, Metazoa, Chordata, Actinopteri, Siluriformes, Bagridae. Bases 170 to 2530 code for a protein of 786 amino acids.